CAAUCUUCGAUCACCGUUUUGAAUUCGCCAAGGAACUGAUCCUAUUUUUAAUGAUGAGGCUCUGCAUCCGGAUCCCAUUUAAACCGCGACAUUUUGAAUAGGGACUAGUCAAAACUCCGACAUUGGUUUCAAUUCCUUUGUGAUGAGCAGCAGCAAGGAAAGACAGCGAACGAGAGGCGAGAUAGCAUGCGCAGAGUGUCGUAGACUGAAAGCCCGAUGUGACAGGCAAGUACCAUGCUCUACUUGCGUCAAAAGAGGAUGCAGUAUGCUUUGCCCUAAUGGCACGAUGCCCCCAGGAAAAGGUAGCCGCUUCGUCGGCGUUGCCGAAGAAUAUCUACGUCACAAGGCCGCCAGGCUGGAAGAGCGAAUGCGCUCACUUGAGGACGCUCUUGCAAUCCUGCAGGCCAAUACUUCUACUCAGCCACAUCCAUUGCUGACAAAAAUAUGGUCAAAUGAAGAAGCUGAUAUCGGGAGCAGCGUUGACACCACACCUAUGACCGCAGAAUCCAACAUACAUGGUCCGAUGGAUGCCUUAGGCUCUUUACACCUUCAUGGUAAUCCAGAAUCCGGUGCUACUUUUUUCUUCGGACCUUCCGGAGGUUCUGAGACUGAAAACCGAAUUGUCCCUGAAACUUCGUCAUCGUUAACCGAGACACAAGAAAUCGAGGUUGAUUACCUGCCACCUCACAUCAGCAAACUUGACCAGGCUUUCCCUUUCACUCCCCCAGGGCUCCCUAGAGAACGCAUGCAAGAGACGAUAGAAUCAUACCUACCGGAAAUCCAGCGCGCUGUUUCGUUAUGUGAGACUUUCCUAAAGUCUCUCUCAUGGACGCUCCAAAUAGUUUCACGACAGCAAAUUAUUGAUGAUCUCAUCCCAUUGAUAUACAGGCCGAGGAUAAAAUCAUCGAAGCGGCCACCUUAUUGUCCACACGACUUGGCCCUACUAUUCAGUGUACUAGCGGUUGGAGCUUUGGUUGAUCCCACCCUUCCCCCGUAUAAUGCUGAAGCUCGUCACUAUCAAAGACUAGCACGCGCCGCCUUGUGUUUGCAAUCUGUAUUUUCGGAGCGGUCUAUAGUCACGAUUAAGGUAUUGCAUCUUAUGAGUAUGUACUAUGGCAUGAGUGGCGUCGAGAGCAACGUGGAGCUUUGUUAUUCCUUUCUCAACUUUGCUGGCCAAGUCGCACUUCAGGUUAAUAAUGAUCCUUCACGAUGGGGUUUUGAGGGGAAAGAAGCUUACGAACGCCGCUCAUAUUUCUGGGCUCUCUUUUCCCAAACUCUUUGGCAAAGCCUGACCAUUGGACGCCCUCCCGUGAUCAUGCCAGCUGUCGUCGACUGCAAGAUCCCGAGUGACUUUGACGAGGCUACGUACCAGUUGGGAGAAAUUCCCAUUACAUUUGGCAACUGGAGCUCUCGGUAUACGAUGGAGUGCCUAGCACCAGUCAUUGAAGUGACUCAGGCUGUAAAGCCACCUAACUACCAAACCAUCCUCGAAUUGGAUCGUAAAAUACGGGAAUUUUCUGUGUCUGCAUCUCCGGAUUCGCCUCAUUCGGACCGUACAUCCAUGGAGAUGCGCGCCUUUGCUCAAUCACGUUACAGAGAGUUCACGCUCAUGUUCUUGCACAGAGGUUUCUUUGCACAGGCCAUGGGAGACUUUCCUUCGGAUCCACUUCGAAGUCCUGUAGGCCGAUCAUUCAUGGUUGCCUACCAAUGUGCUUGUGAACUGAUUACAGCCACUAUCAACAUAUUUGAGCUACAGCCCGUGUUGUGUUCCCGAAUGUGGCGAAUAUGGUCCCAUACAUUCUCAUCAGCAGUUAUCGUUGGCACCGUCGCCAUCCGAAGACUCGGCAUAAAAUUGGAUCCGGACCCAUUUGACCAUCUAGAAAAGGCGUGUUUAUUAUAUCGCGAUGCGGCGCAGACUUGUAGCCGCGCCAAAAAGGCGCUGCCAGUUUUACUUCGGCUCUAUCAAAAAGCGGUCCAUGUGAGGAUGGACCCUCUUCAAUACACCAGCCACAAACCACCCUUGAGGCCUUCUGAAUCAGUGGACGAACCUGACGAACUAGAGGUGUUUGGUGGUCGGACACUACUAGUAACAAAACUUUCCGAGAAAGUUUCGGGGUCUUCCCAACAUCCAAUCCAACUUGCAAGUUCCACAGCGACUCGAAAUAGUCCCCAAAACCAACGGAACGAUUAUCAGCCUCAUCUUAUCAACAUUUCCGAGAUUCAAGACUAUGCACCUGUGGAAGGAGCGAUCAGGCUGCCUGAGUUGGAAUUUUUUCAGCAGGAGAUGUCCGGGCCAUUAUACGCUCGUUCUCUGCGCACUCCUUCACUUCACGGUCCCCAACGAGGACAGUCGGGGGAUUUGAUGUUGGAAGACAAGUGGUCUUCCUUCGUAUAUGAUGCAUCUCUUCCUCUAGGAUAUUCCCAUCUCGGUCCACAAGCUCGUUGAGUGAUUCCUGAUUGCACCUGUCCCAUGCGAUGCGAUUGAUUCGAGUACUGUAACUAUAUCACUGAUGUGGCUUAUUCAUUUUUAAUGUGUUCGUACAUUACAGCAAGCUAAGCAUUUCAUUACUUCUAUCAUUAUGUAUACAUGAUGUCAGUGUCGGUUCCCUAAAGUCCUUGAUGCGGUGAGCACGGUAACUGUAAUGCUUAAUGAACAGCGCCAAGACGCUUACAUAUUGUACGUCUUCUAAGUCUG
Messenger RNA from Suillus subaureus, 2695 nucleotides. RefSeq lists its product as uncharacterized. Gene Ontology annotation, molecular function: DNA-binding transcription factor activity, RNA polymerase II-specific; DNA binding; zinc ion binding. NCBI's taxonomy places the organism in Eukaryota, Fungi, Basidiomycota, Agaricomycetes, Boletales, Suillaceae. The transcript is spliced from 11 exons. Bases 143 to 2446 code for a protein of 767 amino acids. Gene Ontology annotation, biological process: regulation of DNA-templated transcription; DNA-templated transcription. The record is from RefSeq and is a predicted model, not a curated record.